Messenger RNA from Poeciliopsis prolifica (blackstripe livebearer), 3788 nucleotides. It is a transcript of the gene il17rc, whose product is annotated as interleukin 17 receptor C. The record is from RefSeq and is a predicted model, not a curated record. The transcript is spliced from 15 exons. The coding region runs from base 604 to 2424 and encodes 606 amino acids. Gene Ontology annotation, molecular function: interleukin-17 receptor activity. Lineage: Eukaryota; Metazoa; Chordata; Actinopteri; Cyprinodontiformes; Poeciliidae.
AAACUUGUUUGUCAGGAGACGGGUUACCAAGAGAGGAGGAAACAGACAACCUGCUGUUCACAAACCACCGAUGAGACUCCGAUUUCUAGAACACAGAAAAACCAGGCAAAUUAAUUCAUUUUUUUACUUGUGGACUUUAACCGCUGUAACUCUGUCAGGAUAAAGAGAGGGAGACAGGGAGAAUCAGGAUAAGGUGACGCUUAAUCAGAAACAGGAUCAUGAAAAGAGAGUAAAGGGAGAAAGAGAGGUGAGAGAGAAAAGAGGUGGGGCAUAUUCUGAGUGAGAUCAGCGACAUGCACACAUUUCUCAUGAGUCAUUAACUCACUGGUUUCUUGUCGGAGUUGUAAGGAGUUUGACGGGCUGUGGAAAUAUAAAUCUGGUGUUACUUAUCAUGGAUUUCUAAACAAAGCUGUAAACAGAGUUGAAUGCCAGGACACGGAGGCCGUCUGUCUCGGUUCACUGCUUCCACAGCAACUUCUGCCGGGAUAACAGCAAGUUAAUAGAUUACAAACAAACAAACAAACCAAAACAUAACAAGGAGAGCAACAAUGCACCUGCCAGACUAGGCUCCUGGAAAACUCCUAUAUGGAGCUUUGAUGCAAAAUGUUUCUUCUCAAAUCUUCCCUCUGGUGCAUCGUCUUCAGCCUGUGCUCGUCAGCCUGUGGCUUGGAGUUCAUAGAGUAUGACGGCGAUGCAGUUAUUUGCCCACAGGCAUUUUCUGACUGCACCAUCAAAAACGGUCUUUAUGAACAAAAGGACAACCAUGUUCAGUUCGAAGCAUCGUUCAAGCUCUGCUGUAAGGACAACAGAAACUGUGCACUUUGUCUUGUGCUGGAGACAGAGGUCAGCAACAUCCUUAAGGAUACAGAUGUGGAAAACGACAACCACUCUGGCACUGAUGAGGACGAUGACAGUGAGGACACAACACUUGAGAGAUCUUCUGUGACGGCAUGUUACCAACAUCCAGCCAGCACCAUUCCCAGAUGCAAGAAGGUGGAGUUUACAGUUAAUCACACCUCUCUUGCUCACCAGAACAAGAGCAAGAUAACCAUGGUGAUCACAGACGAGUUUCAUUUCGGAAGCCAAAUAACCGUUUACAGCAACAUGCGACUUGAUGCGCCUUCAGAAAAGAAUGUGUGUUCCCAGGAAUUUUUCCAGAAACGCAUACCCAUGUGUCCAGUGCCAAUAUUCCACAUCAAUCCAGUAAUCAAGGAAAAUGAUGUUGAGCUGCAGAUUGUGGGCAACAAGUCGCGUCCCUCACUCUGCAUCAAAUACGAGGAGAACGGACGCUGUCUGAGUCUGGCCCAGACCACCAUCCCUAUUCAUUCUGUGGCACCUUGCAUGUGCAUACAGGUGUGGGAUAAAGAUGAUGAGGGAGUUGUGCGUUCUCAAUUAUGCCCCUUUGAGAAAAAAGGAUUGCCACCUCAUUUACAACACAUCAUGUGGAAAAACGUCUCGGUGAAUGUGCGCCUGAGCAAAAUUGGUGACAGGAACACAGUCCUUCUAUGGAACCUUACUGCCCCCUGCAGGCUGGAUGGUGAAGUGUCGCUUUGUCACAAACCGAGCAGCAACGAAAAUCUUUCUGAUGUGAACAACUGGAAACAAAACAAAAUGGGACUUUGGGAAAAACCAGGGGCAUUUGAAAACGUUGAUGAAAGCGUUUCCCAGUGUGUGAUGGUGAAAAUAAAGGGAGCACAUCAGGAAUUUGGUCCAUUUUGUACAUCUGACACUCGCAGAUGGCGCUGGACUCUCCUGAUUAUCGGUGUUGUACUGGUUGGUUGUCUGACAGCAUUAAUGAUUCAUUACCUGCGUGAUUAUGUGAAGAAGUGGGUGUGGAGCUGGCGGCACGGUGGAUUCGUAAAGAUCGGCAGGAAGGGCCAUGUGGUUCUGCUGAGCCCCCCAGAUUUGGAUGACGCUGUUUCAGAGUCAGUUUGUCUGCUGGGUUCCCAGCUCUGCAGCCAAGGCUUCAGUGUGUCUGUGGACCAGUGGUGCAGGAAGGAUCAAUGCACAAUGGGACCUCUGCCAUGGCUCUACUCCCAACUCCAGAAGCUGGACAACAUGGGUGGUCGAGUUUUGCUGGUUCUCACCCAGAAAGCCUUAGAAAAAACCGAAGAGUGGACCCUCUUGAACAACGGCGGAGGAGGAAAGGGUCAGCAACAGAUGAAAUCACCUUAUUCUGAUCUAUUUAUGGCCUCAUUGUUCAUCAUUCAGGCCCACAAGAAGCUGGGCAGGGCGGCCGAGCGCUUUGUUCUGGUGAAAAUCGACUCCCACCAAACAAAGAAUCACAGCAGCGACGAUAAACUUCCAGAGCUGCUUCAAGGGCUUCCUCUGUUUCUGCUUCCCUCUCAGAGCCAGUCGCUCACAACUGAACUGACCGUAGAAGAGGCAGGUACGACACGGACAGAAUGGAGGAGGAAUAUCUGAAGGAAGUGGAGGUUAUCAAAACCCUUUUGUUAAAAAAAACGUGGAUGAAUUCACAAAAAGAUGUCAUAUAAAAACUUCUGCUGGAGAAUCAACAUGAAGGAUAUGCUGGACUAAACAUGACAGAGAAGAAGGUUGACUAUAAAGACAGACUCUUUGGUUUGUAAAGAAGUAGCCCUGAAUUUUAAAAGUGAGGUUCUGGUGCCAGGUUUGUUAUAAUGUAAUAGUCUUUUUUUGUAGAAAGACUGUGUUUUGGUCUCCUCUCGGUCCUUUGCUAAAAAUCUGAAAUAUGUUCCUGAAGCAGGUGACGUGCAGCGUCAUAAAUAAAUCUGAAGGGCAAUAAGCACAUAAAUAUGUAGACAGGUACAAUGUAAUUUAUGGCUUCUAUUUUUAUUGUAAAUAAAUUGUAAAUAGGGAUUUUUUUACUCAUCUGUAAAUGCUUCAAAUAUAUAAUAUAAUUGUACAUUUUUCAGAUGAACAGCAUCAAAAUAUUAGUAUGUAAUAGAAUAGAAACUGUCUUUAUUGUCCUGCAAAGGGGAAAUUGAAGUGUUUACACAAACAGUUCUUAAAGUGUUUAAAACGAUACAUAAAGAUUAAUAAUAAUAAUAAUAAUAAUAAUAAUAAUAAUAAUAAUAAUAAUAAUAAUAAUAAUAAUAAUAAUAAUAAUAAUAAUAAUAAUAAUAAUAAUAAUAAUAAUAAUAAUAAUAAUAAUAAUAAUAAUAAUAAUAAUAAUAAUAAUAAUGAAACAAUGCACAAGACUAUAACAACAGAAAGCUGCACGUCUUUAACUUUAACAAAAUAAAACUUCUGGUCAUGGCGCAGAAUCUGACCCAGUCACACUUUGCUAAAAAUAAACUUACGACCUGAAUGCAGAGGAUCGUAUUGGUUCAGAGCAGGUGUCAGUUUACCAAAGCAGGGGUGCGUUUGUGAAGAGUUUUUAUGACGAUCCAGGCGGGCGGCGUUAGGAGACAUGAGCGAUAACAACGAGCCUCGCUCCCUGCGGUGCUUUGGAUGUAAUUCCCAGUCAAAUGGUCAGAGCAGCGCGUUAAAAGCGUCUCGUUUGGGUUGUAUGUUGGACUUGUGUAAGGAGGAGGUAAAAAGGCGCUCUGUUGUGCUUAAAGUGUUUUCUUAAAUCCACUUUCUGUGUGUGUUGUUUAACUAUCAGUUUUGCAGAAAGUUAAUAUUUGUCUUUAUUUUGAGAUUAUAAUUGUUGGCACUGGUUUUUUUUUAUUUAUGUAUUUCAUGCAAUUUCUGAAAAGCCAAAGGCAUUUGUGUGAUGUACUCUAUUGUUUACAAGUACUGUUAUAAAUACUAUUGCUGUAUUGAAGAUGUAUCUCUUAAAUAAAACAGGGCAGCGUUGGUGCUGA